CUAGGGACAGGAAAUUUCACCGUUCCCUGAUGGACUCCUGGAACUGAGUUUUCUGGAACUACGUGAGGAAGACCCGCCGGGUAUUCGGAACCUGAAAUCUCCGCGGAGCCGCAGUGGCCGCGCGGGGCGGCCUGGGAAAGUCACCAGUCAGCAGCGCAGUGGCGGGAACCGCAGCCCGGCGGCCCUGGAACCUCCCAGGUGUUACCUUCUUUUGUUUUUGUUCUAUGAAAAGUUCCAAGUGGUUUUUUUGAAGAAUCCCUUUCCCAUAUACAAGUAUCACAUUGCUCAGUCAGUCCUGCUCACCUGUGGAGCAGAACAAAGAGCCCUGGAUGAUGAAGAGAGAGGAGACAGUAGCAAAGGAUCCAGCAAGAAUUCCAGAUUUUGUUCCAGAGAUAGAAACUCAGAGAAGAGUAACAAGAAGAAUGAAUGCUUCUCUGAUAAAUGCUCCUGAGAGUCUGUUAACAUUCAGGGAUGUGGCUGUGGAUCUCUCGAAGGAGGAAUGGGAAUGUCUAGAUUGUGCUCAGAGGGCUUUGUACAUGGAUGUAAUGUUGGAGAAUUACAACAAUCUAGUGUUUGUAGGUCAAAAUCAAAGAGUCCACACAGGAGAGAAAGAACACAAAAACACAGAGUUUGAUAAAUCUUUUGAGUCUCAACAUAAACUCACACUGAAACGAACCAAUAGUGGAAAGAAACCAUACCAAAGCCGGAAAUGUGGAAACUGCUUCAAGACAGACUCAAGCCUUAGUAGACAUCAGAGAGCUCAUACUAGACAGAAACCCUAUAAAUGUACAAAAUGUAGUAAAUCCUUUACACGUUUAUCACAACUCGAAGUACAUUGCAAAUUCCAUUGUGGUGAAAAAUCCUACAAACGUACAGACUAUCCUAAGUGUUUUUACCAGAAAUCAGAAUUUAAAAGACAUUUGCAUCAGAAAAUUUGUACUGGAAAGAAACCUUAUGGAUCUGGUGAAUAUGAUAAAUCCUUUACCCAGAAAAUGAAUCUUAGAACUCAUCAGAGAAAUCAUACUGGACGGAAGCCUUAUAAAUGCAAUGAAUGUGACAAAUCUUUUAUCAGGAUAUUCAGUCUUAGAAUUCAUCAGAGAAGUCAUACAGGAGAAAACCCUUACAAAUGUAGUGAAUGUGACAAAUCCUUUACUCGGAAAGACAAUCUUAGAACUCAUCAAAGAGUGCAUACAGGAGAAACACCUUACAAAUGCAGUGAAUGUGAUAAAUCCUUUACCCAAAGAGGCAAUUUUAGUACUCAUCAGAGACUGCAUACAAGAGAGAAACUUUACAAAUGUAUUGAAUGUGACAAAUUUUUUACUGCCGCCUCGCAUCUUAGAACUCAUCAGAGAAUUCAUACAGGAGAGAAACCUUACAAAUGCAGUGAAUGUGAUAAAUCCUUUACCCAAAGAGGCAGUCUUAAUACUCAUCAGCGAAUGCAUACAGGAGAGAAACCUUACAAAUGUAUUGAAUGUGAUAAAUCCUUCACCCAUAGAGGCAGUCUAUGUACUCAUCAGAGAUUGCAUACAAGAGAGAAACUUUACAAAUGUAUUGAAUGUGACAAAUUUUUUACCACUGCCUCAUCUCUUAGAACUCAUCAGAGAAUUCAUACAGGAGAGAAACCUUACAAAUGCAGUGAAUGUGAUAAAUCCUUUACCCAAAGAGGCAGUCUUAGUAAUCAUCAGAGAAUGCAUACAGGAGAGAAACCUUACAAAUGUAUUGAAUGUGAUAAAUCCUUUAACCAUAGAGGCAGUCUAUGUACUCAUCAGAGACUGCAUACAGGAGAGAAACCUUACAAAUGUAUUGAAUGUGACAAAUCCUUUACUACUGCCUCAUCUCUUAGAACUCAUCAGAGGAUUCAUACUGGAGAGAAACCUUACAAAUGCAGUGAUUGUGAUAAAUCCUUUACCCAAAGAGGCAGUCUUAGUAAUCAUCAGAGAAUUCAUACAGGAGAGAAACCUUACAAAUGUAUUGAAUGUGGUAAAUCUUUUACCCAUAGAGUCAGUCUUAGCACUCAUCAGAGACUGCAUACAGGAGAGAAACCUUACAAAUGUAUUGAAUGUGAUAAAUCCUUUACCCAAAGAGGCAGUCUUAGUACUCAUCAGAGAAUGCAUACAGGAGAGAAACCUUACAAAUGUAUUGAAUAUGAUAAAUCUUUUACCCAUAGAGGCAGUCUUAGUACUCAGAGACUGAAUACAAGAGAGAAUUUAUAAAUUUAUUGAAUGUGGUAAAUCCUUUACCCAAAGAGGUAGUCUUAGUACUCAUCAGAGAAUGCAUACAGGAGAGAAACCUUACAAAUGUAUUGAAUGUGACAAAUCCUUUACCAAUGCCUCGAAUCUUAGAACUCAUCAGAGAAUUAAUAUAGGAGAGAAACCUUACAAAUGCAGUGAAUGUGAUAAAUCCUUUACCCAAAGAGGCAGUCUUAGUACUCAUCAGAGAGUGCAUACAGGAGAGAACCUUAAAAAUGCAGUAAUUCUGAAAUCUUUUAUUCAUAGAGGCAUUCAUAGUACUCAUCAAAGAAUGCAUAUAGGAGAGAAACCUUUAAAAUGCAGUGAAUGUGACAAAUCCUUUAUCAAUAAAGGCUAUCUUAGAAAUCAUCAGAGAAUUCAUGCAAGUGAGAAACCUUACAAAUGCAGUGAAUGUGACAAAUCCUUAUCCAAAAGGGUCAUCUUAGAGUUCAUUAGAGAAUUCAUACAGGAAAGAAUCCUUAUAAAUCUAAUGAAUGUUACAAAUCCUUCAGCAAGAAAGGCUAUCUUAGACCUCAGCAGAGAAUCUAUACAGGAGAGAAACCUUACCAAUGUAGUGAAUUUGACAGACCCCAGUUGCUCAGACAUAGAAAACAUCAGAGAAUCCAUAAAAGAGAGAAACCCUACAUAUAUAUUGGAUGUGAAAAAUCUUUUACAUAUGUCCCCAUCUCUUAGAAGAAAUUAGAGUGUUUAUACACAAAGAAACCUUACAAUAUAUUAUAUGCAAGAAAUCUUUGCCACAUAAUCAUCCUGAGAACAUAUCUAAGUAUUUAUACAAGAGAGAAAGUUUACUAUGUACUAUAUAUGAAGAAAAGCCUUUACUGUCUCUCAAGUCUAAUUAUGAACAUAAGAAAGUUAUGAAAGCUUUUCAGUAACGUUCAAAUCUUAGAAUACAUCCAGAAUUUAUACUGAGGAAAAUUCUGAAGAUGUUUUGUUUAAAUGUAGGGAAAUUUUCAUUACAACUUUUUGUAGUUAUGCAAACUUACAUGCUUCAUAAUGAAGAUAAAACACAGAAACCUGGAGAAUAUGCUGUUAUGUAGCAGUUUCUUUGAGACUGAAGGCAUGUGUCUUUAUAGGAACUAAGUCAAAAAUAUACACCUCAAAAAAAAUCUUCAAGAAAUCCCUGAAACUGACAGGAUUCAGUAUGCUUAAAUCAAAUGAAGAAACUCAGAUCCUAGUCUUUGAAUAGGAUUUGUCAAAAUGAUCCACCAAGAUAGGAUGUUUUUUAAGUAGUACAUAUGCUUACAGAUGUGCAGUGUGCUCCUGUUAUUCUGUAUGUAUAUGCUGUAUCACAUGCUGGGUUAGAACUUCAUGAUAACAACUAUUUUUGAUUUCCUGUGCUCAGUAAGCAACUACUUCCCGAUAUUCGUUGUAUUAACCCUAAUAAAGCUCAUUGAUUCAA
This is a messenger RNA of Peromyscus californicus insignis, 3648 nucleotides long. RefSeq names its product zinc finger protein 420-like. Lineage: Eukaryota; Metazoa; Chordata; Mammalia; Rodentia; Cricetidae. The record is from RefSeq and is a predicted model, not a curated record. The coding region runs from base 330 to 2213 and encodes 627 amino acids. The transcript is spliced from 5 exons. Gene Ontology annotation, biological process: regulation of immune system process; negative regulation of transcription by RNA polymerase II; regulation of cytokine production.